Molecule: messenger RNA, 762 nt
Organism: Vicia faba (fava bean)
Lineage: Eukaryota; Viridiplantae; Streptophyta; Magnoliopsida; Fabales; Fabaceae
Source: the annotation of a GenBank genome assembly
AUGGCAGUAACACAUCACAACAUCAGCAAUGACAACAACGAAGAAAGAGACAGAUUCAGUGGUAAACCUCCAGUCUUUGAUGGAGAGAACUUUGAUUACUGGAAAGACAGAAUUGAAAGCUUCUUUCUAGCCCAUGAUGCUGGUCUGUGGGAUAUGGUGACAGAUGGAUACACGCACCCAGUGAAUGCAAGUGGUCAGAAGAUUGACAGGAAAGCAAUGUCUGACCAACAAAAGCGUGAUUUCAAGAAUCAUCACAAGGCCAGAACUAUUCUUCUCAGUGCUAUCUCUUACUCUGAAUAUGAAAAAAUAUCAAACAGAGACACUGCUAAGAACAUGUUUGAUUCUCUCAGAAUGACACAUGAAGGCAAACUUCAAGUUAAAGAAACUAAAGCUCUUGCGCUCAUCCAGAAGUAUGAGGCAUUCAAGAUGGAAGAAAGUGAAUCUAUUGAAACAAUGUUCUCAAGAUUUCAGAUUCUGGUUGCUGGUCUCAAUGUUCUGGACAAAGGCUCCCUCAGAAGUCACGAGAUAGAGCUGGAAGCUGAUGAACCUCAAAAGCAAGGUAAGCCUUUAGCUCUAAAAUAUAACAGAAAAUGUGACUCUAAGGUUUUGCAGGCUGUUGAAGAAACCUCUGAUGGGUCCUCAUCAGAAGAAGAUGAAUUGUCUCUCCUCUCCAGAAGGGUGAACCAACUAUGGAAGCAGAGGCAAAGAAAGUUCAGGAAUCCCAGAAGAUUUGAGAACCAGAACGAACCCUCCUCCAGAUAA